AUGGCAGAGAUUGAAAGUUUAAGUGAACAUGGGAGUUCAAAUGAAACAACUAACACUACAUCUAUCAGUGAAAAUUGUUCAAAAAAAAGGAAAACUAUGAAGUCUGGAUCUAUAGUGUGGGAACACUUUGAAAACUUCACUGAUUCUUAUGGAGAAACAGGAGCAAAGUGUAAGUACUGUGAUAAGUGCUAUGCUGCUCAUACAAUAGACAAUGGUGCAUCCACAUUGAUUGGUCAUAUGAUAAAGUGCGCGAAAUUUCCCCGUAACAUUGAAACUAGGCAAACACAACUAGGCUUUCAACUAAUUUCAGGUGGCCCAAUAGUUGAGGGAAAUCUUAAUCCUUGCGAAUUUGAUCAAGAACUUUGUAGCAGGGCAUUAACUCGGAUGAUAAUAGUUGAUGAGCAACCUUUUAGUGUUGUUGAAAAGGAAGGUUUUAAGAACUUUAUGGAAGUCCUACAACCUUAA
This is a messenger RNA of Nicotiana attenuata, 465 nucleotides long. Its product is annotated as zinc finger BED domain-containing protein RICESLEEPER 4-like. Lineage: Eukaryota; Viridiplantae; Streptophyta; Magnoliopsida; Solanales; Solanaceae. The record is from RefSeq and is a predicted model, not a curated record. The transcript has a single exon. Gene Ontology annotation, molecular function: DNA binding. The coding region runs from base 1 to 465 and encodes 154 amino acids.